AGAAUAUCAAGAUCUGUUCUGGUGGUCUGAGAUCUUAGAGAUCUGAGAUGAGAACGUUCACAGUAACUGUCCUUUUAUUAGGACUGGUUAUACUUGCUUCAAUCUUAGGAGAUGCCGAAGCGCAAGAACGAAGAAGAGUAAGACGACGACGAAAAGUUGUCUCAUAUGAAUACGAAGAUGAUGGAAGCUCCAGUGCAAGCAGUAGUAGCAGUAGCAGCCGAAGUAGUAGCAGUGGCAGUAGCAGCAGAUCCUCUUCUUCAGAUGGGUCAUCGUCAAGCAGAGGACGACGAGGUGGGAAAGGACGAAAAGCAAGGAGAGGAAGGAAAGGGCGACGAGGCAGGAAAGGGCAAAAGGGCAGACGAGGCCGAAAAGCACAAAAAGGUCGAAAAAGCAGAAAAGGACGACGAAGCAGAAAAGGAAGAAGAGGCCGUAAAGCAAGACGGGGUAGGAAAGGUCGAAAGGGCAGAAAAGGGCGACGAAGCAGAAAAGGUAGAAAAGGCCGUAAAGCAAGACGGGGUAGGAAAGGAAGAAAGGGACGACGAGGUAGGAAAGGACGAAAAGCAAGGCGAGGAAGCAAAGUCCGGCGAGGUAGGAAAGGGCGAAAAGGGAGGAGAGGCCGAAGAGGGAGAAAAGGAACAAAGGGUCGACGAGGUAGGAAAGGAAGAAAAGCGAGAAAAGGCAGAAAAGGUCGACGAGGCAGGAAAGGUCGAAAAGCGAGGAAAGGUCGAAAAGGCAGGAAAGGGCGAAAAGCCAGAAAAGGUCGGAAAGGGAGGAGAUACCGAAGAACCAGAAAAGGUAGAAAGAGUCGACGGGGUAGGAAAGGAAGAAAAGGACGACAAGCUAGUCGAGGAGGUAGAAGACGAGUAAGAAAAGAAAGUUGGGAAUAUGACUGGGAAUACGUCGAUGGCAAAAAAGUUAAACGACGACGAGGUGGAAGGAAAGGACGAAGAGCUCGUAAAGGUCGAAAAGGCAGACAGACCAGAAAAGGACGAAAGGGCAGACGUGGCCGUAAAUCACAAAGAGGUCGAAAGGGCAGAAAAGGACGAAAGGCAAGACGAGGCAGGAAAGGUAGAGGAAGUAGAGGACGACGAGCUAGGAGAGGACGAAAGGGUCGAAGAGGCAGGAAAGGAAGAAAAGGUCGUAAAGCAAGACGAGGUAGGAAAGGAAGAAAGGGACGACGAGGUAGGAAAGGAAGAAAAGCAAGGAGAGGACGAAAGGGUCGACGAGGCAAGAAAGGAAGAAAAGGUCGUAAAGCAAGACGAGGAAGGAAAGGAAGAAAGGGACGACGAGGUGGGAAAGGACGAAAAGCAAGGCGAGGACGAAAGGGUCGAAAAGGCAGCAAAGGAAGAAAAGCUAGCCGAGGAGGUAGAAGACGAGUAAGAAAAGAAAGAUGGGAAUAUGACUGGGAAUACGUCGAUGGCAAAAAAGUUAAACGACGACGAGGUGGAAGGAAAGGACGAAAGGGUCGAAGAGGCAGGAAAGGAAGAAAAGGUCGUAAAGCAAGACGAGGUAGGAAAGGAAGAAAGGGACGACGAGGUGGGAAAGGAAGAAAAGCAAGGAGAGGACGAAAGGGUCGACGAGGCAAGAAAGGAAGAAAAGGUCGUAAAGCAAGACGAGGAAGGAAAGGAAGAAAGGGACGACGAGGUGGGAAAGGACGAAAAGCAAGGCGAGGACGAAAGGGUCGAAAAGGCGGCAAAGGAAGAAAAACUAGCCGAGGAGGUAGAAGACGAGUAAGAAAAGAAAGAUGGGAAUAUGACUGGGAAUACGUCGAUGGCAAAAAAGUUAAACGACGACGAGGUGGAAGGAAAGGACGAAAGGGUCGAAGAGGCAGGAAAGGAAGAAAAGGUCGUAAAGCAAGACGAGGUAGGAAAGGAAGAAAGGGACGACGAGGUGGGAAAGGAAGAAAAGCAAGGAGAGGACGAAAGGGUCGACGAGGCAAGAAAGGAAGAAAAGGUCGUAAAGCAAGACGAGGAAGGAAAGGAAGAAAGGGACGACGAGGUGGGAAAGGACGAAAAGCAAGGCGAGGACGAAAGGGUCGAAAAGGCGGCAAAGGAAGAAAAGCUAGCCGAGGAGGUAGAAGACGAGUAAGAAAAGAAAGAUGGGAAUAUGACUGGGAAUACGUCGAUGGCAAAAAAGUUAAACGACGACGAGGUGGAAGGAAAGGACGAAAGGGUCGAAGAGGCAGGAAAGGAAGAAAAGGUCGUAAAGCAAGACGAGGUAGGAAAGGAAGAAAGGGACGACGAGGUGGGAAAGGAAGAAAAGCAAGGAGAGGACGAAAGGGUCGACGAGGCAAGAAAGGAAGAAAAGGUCGUAAAGCAAGACGAGGAAGGAAAGGAAGAAAGGGACGACGAGGUGGGAAAGGACGAAAAGCAAGGCGAGGACGAAAGGGUCGAAAAGGCGUCAAAACAAAUUGGUUGUGA
This is a messenger RNA of Patella vulgata (common limpet), 2420 nucleotides long. Its product is annotated as collagen alpha-1(XXVII) chain-like. The transcript has 15 exons. Lineage: Eukaryota; Metazoa; Mollusca; Gastropoda; Patellidae. Bases 48 to 2420 code for a protein of 790 amino acids. The record is from RefSeq and is a predicted model, not a curated record.